AUGCAGCACCUCCCCAUCGCCCUCCUGCUCGCCUUCUGCGCCCUGUUCGCCGUGGUGCCCAUCAUGGCCCAGACCGCCGCCUGCGACAUCCGCCUUGACGCCUUCCCCGGCAGCACCAGCUGCGGCGGCACCAGAUACUGCGCCUUCGCCAAGGCCAACGAGACCUCCUGUGGCACGCUCCGCCUGGGCUCGACCGUGUUCGGCUCCAAGACCAACUGCACGGCCAAGAGCUACGAGCUCUACACCGCCACUGACUGCUCCGGCUCGCCGGUCAACACCGUCUCCAACAAUGAGUGCUCGCGCGUUGCUUCGACCGCCUUCUCGGUCCACGUCUCGUUCGACUCGCAGUGCAGCUCGGCUGCCUCCGUGCAGAGCUGGAUGUCGUACUUCCUCUUCUAA
Molecule: messenger RNA, 399 nt
Organism: Acanthamoeba castellanii str. Neff
Lineage: Eukaryota; Discosea; Longamoebia; Acanthamoebidae
Exons: 1
Coding region: 1-399 (132 amino acids)
Source: RefSeq, a predicted model, not a curated record